Adineta ricciae is the source of this 7185-nucleotide messenger RNA. The record is from the annotation of a GenBank genome assembly. Lineage: Eukaryota; Metazoa; Rotifera; Eurotatoria; Adinetida; Adinetidae.
AUGUUCAAAGAUAAAUUAGCAUAUGAAUUCUAUCAACCACAAACGAAUACCUUACGACGUGUUCAAUGUUUCAAAGAAAUUCUUCAUCGAUCCAUUCAAUUACAAAAACAUAUCGUGAGAAUUUAUCACGAACAUGUGUCCAAUCAAAAAGAUUCAUCGAAAAAAAUUUAUAAUCUCAUCUAUCAAAUUUCGAAAGAGAUUCUUUGUGGAAAAUGUUUCAAUGGUCUUGUUGAUUCAAUUCAAUCACAAACACGAAUAUCAUUCACAAAUUUUGCAUCAAAUGUUUUCAAAUUUAUUAUCAAUGACUAUGGCUUAGAUACUCUUUCAAUAUUAUCAAAUCAACAUCAAAAUGAUUAUCAUUCAAUGUUAGAAUUGAUUGAUUAUGCAUCUUUCUCAAACGAUGAAAAUAAAGAUUCGAUUUCACAAGGUCUUAUCCAAUUAAAUAUUCAUUAUGCUUGUAUUCCACAAACUCCACUUUAUCAUCUAUUCCAUCAACGAAUCAAAGUCUACGCUGAUGAGAUCAAACUAAUGACUAUUCUUAAACAAAAUCAACAAAGAGAUGAGAAUGCGGAUGAACUUCGUCGAGAUUAUUAUGCAAUCCCACCGACGACUACAACUUCAAAUUAUCACUAUGUUAAUGAUGAUGAUGAAAAUGACACAGCUGAACAUUUUCGAUAUAAAUUAAUGAAAGCAAUCGCAAAUGAUAAAGUAUUAAAUGAAAUUAUCAAUGAACAUAUUCUUCAUUCUUAUUCGAAUGAUCUCGUUCGAACAUUUUGUACAAUCGUUGAAAAGAAUUUCGAUGAUAAUCUUCAACAAUGUGAAAAAACCAUCGAAUUCGUCUCACGUUGGUUAUUACUUGUCGAUGAUAAUGAUCGACAAUCCUUAGAAGAUUCUCCAAACAAAUACAUUUGGCUUCUAUCACAUGUUUACGCAUCAUUUGAAUAUGAUCAAAACGAUCUAUUUUCACUGUAUUCAGCUUGUCGUAUCACCGAUCAACUCGACUCAACACGAUCGUUCUAUGAAGAUCUAUUCGAUAAUGAAGACCAUAUAACUCGAUCUGACGUUCGCGAGAAAUUAUUCCGAUCAAUGUUUGAUUAUCUUUGGAAAUAUCUCUGUGAGCUCUGUUCCACCAACCAACAAAGUGAUGAAAAAUGGAUCCAUGCUUAUACAUUUAUAUCGAAAUAUUAUCCAUCCGAGAAAGUUUUAUCCCGUACACAACUUAUUAACAUCAAGGAUGAAAUUGAUUUCAUGAAUUUGGCUUAUCUGAUUUUUCUCAACGAUAAAACACCUCAACCCAAACAGCUCGUUGCUCAUCUAUUAAAAAAUCUCCAUCAGAAUCAUCAUCAUGCUAUGAAAUCAAUGUAUUUGAAACUAAUACCGAAAAUUAUUGAAUUAAUUCAAAACUAUCUUGACGAACAUCACAUUAUCAAUUCGACAUUGAUGAUCGAUGUCCAACAAUGGAUUAUUUUAAUGUUGAAAUCUACAACAGAUUCAUGUAAAGAUGAAAUUAAGGAUCUUUUUCAUGAUUUAAAUCAAUCAUCGUUUCCAUUAUCAUUACCAAUGAAACAAUUCCUAUUCGAUGAAUUAGCAAAUCUUUAUCUGCGAGAGUCUGAACGAACUGGAAGAGACAAACUAGCCUGUUGGAACCGCGGAAUUAUACUUUUACCAGUGAUUAUUGAAUGUAUUGAUCAACAUGAUGAUGUUCUAAAGAAUUAUCAUUUACCUUCUCAUCCAUCGAUGAUCUCAACAGAUGAACAACGACAAUCACUCUUUGACUUAUUUUUCUUUCAUCUUCAACGAUCUGUCAAUAAUGAACUAAUAACCUGUAACUUUGUUAAUAAGAUUAUUCAAUCUAAAUUACCAAAUCAAUAUUCGAGAACUACUCGAGACAUUUUCAAACCAAUACACAUUUAUUUCAUUGUAAAAUUAACUGCUGUUCUAUUAUGCCAAAGUAACAUUUCAGCGGAUAAUCAAGCAGCUCUCGAUCGAAUCACUAGAGCAACUAUCAGUUCAUAUUUAACAUUGAAUAAUGAUGUCACGCAGUUAAGCGACAAUCUUCAGUUAUUUUUAUCAACGAUUAUUUCCAAACGAUCAUGGAAUUAUCUUCUCAAUCUUCUGAAAUCAGAAAGUAUUCAACGAUUCCAUAGUCAAUGGGCAAAUACACUAUUCCAAUUAUUGCAAAUUCAACAAACAACACAACGAAAUGAAUAUUUACAAUUAUGUCAUCAAAUCCAAUUCACUCUUUCAAUCAAUCAAACUUCAUCCAUCUUUCCACAAUUUCAUCAAAUCUACAAUGAAUUAAAAACAAAUCUUACGAAUUGUAUAAACAAUAAUCAACAAUGGAAUAUUUUAUCCGAUUGGAUUCAAUUACAACAAAAUCCUAAUCUGACAGAAAUCAAAGUGAUGUUAUUGUUAAAUAUUUAUUAUGAUUAUUAUUGUACAAAUCAAUUAGCAUCUCUCAAUACAUUGUUACCAUUUAUUGAAAAUACUUUGGAACCUUUACCGGAAGAAUUGCGAGUAUUUCGUGCUUUAUUACAACCUGAACAACAUAUGAUUGGUUAUUCAAGAAAUCAAGAAGAAAAUUUUCUUAAUCAUUUAUUUCGAGUUGAUUGUAAAGACGAGGAUGAAUUACCUAUUCGUCAUUCAUUAGUCAAUCUUUUGGCAAUGAUUCUCUUAGGUGGAAAACAGAACUUUCUAUGGACAUUUACCUUUCAACCAUUAACUCUACAAAAUACUUUUGGUUUUGGAUCAACAGCACGUAGUACAAUUCAAGCCAAUGGUGUUCAUUAUGAUAGCGGUUGCAUCAUCACACAAAAUGGUGAUUUAGCAUAUUUCGAUAGAACACGUGUUAGUGUAUUAAAUGUUCCAGCAGUUUAUGUUGCUUAUUUCGCUACAUUUGGUGCAUUGGCUUGGCAUUUAUUACUAUACAAUGAAUCCGUACAAAAUUUACAUGGACCAAUUCUUGCUCCACAUGCAAUUGCUGAUAAUACAGCUGCUCAUCGUCUAGCAGGAAAUGAUCAACGAACAAAAGUUUGUCAUUUUGUUCGAGCAAGAUUAUUAUCAACAUUUAAUUUCUUAUCAACUCAUUCGAAUUCUAAUGAUGCAUCUAUUCUGUUAAAUCGUUGUUUUGAACAAAUGGCAUUUUUAACAUUGAACCAGCAACAAGAAGAAGAUUCGUGGAUAAAACCAGUUUAUCAAACCAUUGAUGAUCAAUUGAAAGCUGAAGAAGAAUUUCAGAAUAAAGUCUUUUAUUUCAUUCAUCAAAAAUUAGCUGAACAUAAAGCUUUUGUCAAUCAGUUAGAUUUACAAUCUCAAAUUCAAGCACAACUUCAGGAUUUUAUCACAAAAAUGCCAAUUGAAAUUCAAUUUCGACAUUUUAAAACUGAAUUGCACAAUCCAAUUCAUUCGGAAAUACCUUUGAAUAUGUUAAGACACGUUCUUGAUUCAACUGAUUUUCUCAAAAUGACCAAAUGGAUUCAUAAUCUCACACAAUUUUACCUUCUUCUACAUCAAACAUAUGCUCAAUUAAUCGAACGAAAUGAAUUUCUCACAGUUUCAUUAGAAGAAUUAUAUCAACGAGGUGAAAAACAUUCGAAGAAUUACCAAUCUGAAAAUCGAAACAAUAAUUAUUCAACAAUAAUUGAUCAUGGAAUCGAAGCUGUCAAUGCUUAUCAUGAUUUUACCGAUGGUCUCAUUCGACCAGGUGCUUGUGAUCAAACUCAACGUUUUACAAAGAUCACACGUGAAACACCAAUACAUUAUUUAGUAACUACAGGAAGUCUCGAUGAAGGAGAUAUUGUCAUGAGAAUACUCAGAGUCUUAAUCGAUUAUCACAAUAGUCUGUUGAAACUAUUGGAACAAGAAGUUAACAAUGAUGCGAAUACUCAUGUAGUUGGAGCAUUGCAAAAACUAAUCAAUAAUUUAACAUCAAAAGAAGUUUCGAUUGUACAGAUCGUUCGUGACAAUACCGGUGUUAUAACAUUAACUGAUCAAAAUUGUUCAUGGCUUGAACAAUUAUCACGUGCAACAUUGAUUACUGAAACCAAUGAAUAUUUUCAACAAAUAGAUACUCCACUGAAUUUUGAUUUUCUCUAUUUACAAUCCUAUAUUAUUCGAACAUAUCUUCUACUUUGUCGUAUUAAUUAUGAACAUAUCAUUCAAAAUUAUCAAUGUCAUAUUCGACGAACACAACAAAAUACUACGAAUGAAGUAUUCGAUUUAGAUAAAGAUUAUUGUGCUCAGUUAAGUGAUCAACAAUUAGAAAAUAAUUGGAGUUAUUUGAAAGAAAUGUAUUUAGACAAACUUUAUCAUGGUCAUAAUCUUCUCAGACAAAUUGCAAUUAAAUUGCAUCAUCAACAAGAAAAUGUCUCUCAAAUGUAUCUCUAUGAAUUUAUUCAAACAUUUGAUCAUGAGAAGAAGUUUUACGAACAAAUUCAUCAGAAUGAAAUCAAAGACUUUCAAUUAUGUUAUUUCGAUCAUAUCCGUCAGUUAUAUGCAAAUUCAAUUUGUGAUUUUCAACAUUUGUUCACUGAUGUUUCUCAAAUCUUACGAACACCGAUUCCAAUCGAACUUGAAAUUGAACUUGGUAGAAUGUUACAAGCUGUAGUGAUUAGUGUGGAUAGUAUCGAUGAAAUUAAAUCAACGAUUCAAACAGUUACUGAUUUAUUGAAUGAUCUGCGAGACAACGAAUAUUUUCUUCAAAGACAAUGGGCAGAGUCAUUAACAGAAACUUGUGAACUCUUAUCGAUUAAAAAUACAGUUUUGAAUUAUGUUUCCGCUGGUAUCAAAUGUGAAAACUAUGUUCCACUUUGCAUCUAUUUGAUUCGAAUGAGAAGUACUCUGCAAGAAAGGACGGUUAAUAUCGAGGAAAAAGAAAGCAAACAGUGGAAUGAAAGUAUGAUCAGCGAUUCUGUUGAACAACAACCAAAUCGUUUCCGUGAAUAUCUUAACCAAUCAACAGAACCCGAUGAACCACCGCCUACCCCAAUCGAUCCCGAACCGUUUGAAUGGCCGAAUAUCGAUCCUACUGACGUAGACCCAACCGCUGAAUUCAUGUCGAACUCUACGAAUGGUGAACAUCGACCUGAACCGGCACAUCCAAGACCUUUGCCAAAUCUCCUCGAAGAAACUUUCGAAUCUUUCUCUCUGUUUGAAUUAACUGUUGCAUUAGUACCGCUUUCGACAUCGAAGUUGUUUGAGAAAAUUCACGAUCAGAAUGAACAACCAACAGCGACCGAUUUGAAAAAAGGGUUGAGAUUUACGGUGACUGAUCUAAAUGAAAAAGCAGCUGCGAGGUUAUGGAGAAGUGAAAAUCUAUGUCAAAAACUACGCGAAUUUUUCAAGCAAGAAAAACUCGAUGAGAAUCUGCUGGGUGUUAUCGAUCAAAACAAGAUUUUCCUGGAUUUUUCUAACGAUAGUUGUCAAUUGCCAAAACAGAUUUGUCAGGAAUAUCGGAUUAUUCGCAAAGACUCGCUGUUUACAGUUCAAUUUCAGUUUCGAGAGAAUCAAUUUGACUAUUUUAUGACAUCCGAUGGUGAUAUUUCAGUUAUAAUCAAUCGAUUUAUUGCUGAUCAAAAUAUAGAACCUUCGUCCGAAGGAAUUUAUCUCUGCUUUUUUGAUGAACAAGGAAAAAGCAUUGAAAACGAAACAAUCGCUGACCUAAGUAAACGACUGAAAAAUCCCGAAACCAAAACAAUCCCAAUUAUCGUCAUUGAAGAGAACUUGAACACGAAAUCACUUUCUCAAGUCACUCUACGAACAGAACAAAAUCAAGAACGAAUCGGUCUCUUCCGUUCGGAUGCAAAUUGGAACCACGUCAACGAAUGGUUGAAGCGUUUCACGGAUAUCACUGAUCCUCCGAGUGAAUAUGCUUUUCUUAGCAGAGAACAACAGAUCAUUCUUGAUGAUGAACAAUCCAUUUCUUCCACAAUCGAACAACUACAACCAACAAUUAUCGAUGGAAUCAGUCGAAACAGUACAACCAAAGUGACAUUCACCUAUGAGAAUAACAGUGUAUCUAUAAAUACAUUAAAAUCAUCGAGAAUUUCUCAUUUACUAAACAAUGAAAAUCUUCUUCGACGAUUAAAUCUAAUUGAUAUUUCUCCAAACGAUUGUGUUCUUGUCUUAGGCGAAACAAAUGAACAAGUUCUCUCUCAAGAAGAUAUUCGACAGCCUUUAACGGCCUAUUUAUCAGCUGAAGAUCGAUCUGUUCAUUUCCGCAUAUCGAUUAUGAUACAAAUCCUUCGAUAUGAUAACUCCGAACCGAGUUCUCUUCUUCUUCCAAGUCGAAAUGUGACGAUGGAACAUAUAUUUCAAUCGAUAGAUAAUGUUCCAGCGAAUGUUUAUAAGUAUUUAGCUUCGAAUUCCACGAAGAAGAUUAUCGAUAAUUGUGAAAAACUUUCAAAUUUACAUGAAACAAAGUUUCUUCUAGUGAAAGAAAACGAAACAUGUUUCAUAUCAGUUAAAAAAUCAAAAACAAAUCAGUUACUUGAUUUAGAUGACGAACAAAAUGCGAUACACCAAAGGUUUACAAUCUAUGCUCAAAUUCGCGAUAUUUAUCAAGAAAAUCAACUUGACAUCGAUCGUCAGUAUUGUCUUUAUUCAAAUGAUUUUGUUCCAUCAAUUGAUACACAAUUAUUCUUAUUUCCACGAUCAAACUCGACAAUUGAAUUUGCUUUAUUCGAUCAGAAUUUACCAUUCAAGGUUACUAUUCAGAAUAAAGAAAAUCAACAAACAAUUCAGUUUCAUUGCUCGUUAACAAUCAAUGUUGGACGUUUACAGUCAAUUGCUUGUCAGUUAUUUACUUUGAACGGUAAAUAUUAUGUACUAAAAGAGUCUGGUUGUACACUCGAUGAUGAGGAUAUCACUCUAAAUGAGAUUAAUUCUGCAGUGAAGGAGAUUGAAUUACAACUGGAACCCAAACCAACGAUUCAUUCUUCAAUCAAAUUUGGUGAGCGAAUAAUUGAAUUACCUUGUUCUUCGGAUACAUUAGUCGAAGUAAUUAUCAAAGAAGCAUUAGAUCACUUUCAUGUAUGUCAAGAAGAUUAUCCUAUAUACGAAUUAUUUGCUUUAACCGAUGACGGAGAAUCACAAAUGGAUGAUACAUAUUCCAUUGAAAAUAUUUAUGAAUUAUUUCCAUCGCGACCUACAACAAUUCCAUUUGAACUGAAAAGAAAACAAGUCUAG